Molecule: messenger RNA, 651 nt
Organism: Prunus armeniaca (apricot)
Lineage: Eukaryota; Viridiplantae; Streptophyta; Magnoliopsida; Rosales; Rosaceae
Source: the annotation of a GenBank genome assembly
AUGAAUUCGCGUCUGUUCCGGAAGAAGAAAGGCACCAAAGUCCUCGAAUCGGAUAAUUCGAAGAUGGAAAUCUUUUGGGAUCUGUCCAAAGCUAAGUAUGAUACUAGUGGUCCUGAGCCAGUUGAUGGUUUUUAUAUCCUGGUCAUGGUUGACUCAGAAAUAGGCCUAAUUCUAGGUGACAUGGCUGAAGAAGCUUUAGCCAAGAAGUUCAAGACUAGUGCAACCCCUGUUGCUAAGGUUUCUUUGGUUUCAAGGCAAGAGCAUUGUUCGGGAAAUGACAUUUAUUCCACCAAGGCUCAAUUCAGUGACACAGGCAUUGUACAUGACAUUUUGAUCAGAUGCAGUGGAGAAAAUGAUGGCUUAAAGCAUCCGGUUUUAUCAGUUUCCAUCGACAAAAAGACGGUCAUUCGCGUAAAGAGGCUGCAGUGGAAUUUUAGAGGCAAUCAGACAAUUUUUUUAGAUGGGUUGCUGGUUGAUCUGAUGUGGGAUGUUCAUAACUGGUUCUUCAAUCCUUCAUCAAGGUAUGCAGUGUUCAUGUUCAGAACAAGAAGUGGAAUGGAUAGCAGGCUGUGGUUGGAAGAGAAGUUGGUUCAGAAGGAGCAGGACAGAGUUGAAUUCUCCUUGUUGAUCUAUGCCUGUAAGAGCUCAUAA